This is a messenger RNA of Dryobates pubescens (Downy woodpecker), 2643 nucleotides long. It is a transcript of the gene RNF157, whose product is annotated as ring finger protein 157. Gene Ontology annotation, biological process: protein ubiquitination. The transcript has 20 exons. NCBI's taxonomy places the organism in Eukaryota, Metazoa, Chordata, Aves, Piciformes, Picidae. Gene Ontology annotation, cellular component: cytoplasm. Gene Ontology annotation, molecular function: ubiquitin protein ligase activity. Bases 165 to 2150 code for a protein of 661 amino acids. The record is from RefSeq and is a predicted model, not a curated record.
GCAUUGGCGCAGCCCCGGCGCUAGCGCGGAGGCGGUACCGGGCGCGGCGCAGACCGGAGGAUGCUGCGGGCGGGGGCCGCCGCCAGCCCCGGUCCCGGAGCUGGUCCCGGUGCCGGGCGCGGGGACACCCCACCGCAUCCCGCCCGCUGAGCCCCGGCCCGGCCAUGGGGGCUCUGACCAGCCGGCAAAACGCAGGGGUGGAGGAAGUGGAUGUCCCCGCGAAUUCCGUCUACAGAUAUCCCCCGAAAUCCGGGAGCUACUUUGCCAACCACUUCAUCAUGGGCGGUGAGAAGUUCGACUCCACGCACCCCGAGGGUUACCUCUUCGGCGAGAACAGCGACCUCAACUUCCUGGGGAACCGGCCCGUGGUGUUCCCUUACGCUGCUCCACCUCCUCAGGAACCUGUGAAGACCCUCAGGAGCUUAAUCAACAUCCGCAAGGACACCCUGCGCCUCGUCAAGUGCUCAGAGGAGGUGAAGACCCCAGGGGAAGAGGUCAGCAAAGCCAAGGUGCACUACAACGUGGAGUUCACCUUCGACACGGACGCCCGCGUGGCCAUAACCAUCUACUACCAAGCCACCGAGGAGUUCCACAAUGGGGUGGCAAGCUACUUUCCCAGGGACAACAGCCUGCAGUCGGAGACAGUGCACUACAAGCGGGGGGUGUGCCAGCAGUUCUGUGUGCCCUCCCACACCGUCGACCCCUCCGAGUGGAGCGAGGAGGAGCUGGGCUUUGACAUGGACCGGGAGGUGUACCCCAUGGUGGUGCAAGCUGUGGUGGAUGAAGGAGAGGAGCACAUUGGGCACUGCCAUGUGCUGCUGGCCACCUUUGAGAAGCACAGUGAUGGAACCUUCUGUGUGAAGCCCCUCAAGCAGAAGCAAGUGGUGGAUGGUGUGAGCUACCUUCUACAGGAGAUCUAUGGCAUUGAGAACAAGUACAACACGCAGGACUCCAAGGUGGCCGAGGACGAGGUGAGCGACAACAGCGCGGAGUGCGUGGUCUGCCUGUCGGACGUGCGCGACACCCUGAUCCUGCCCUGCCGCCACCUCUGCCUCUGCAGCACCUGCGCCGACACCCUGCGCUACCAGGCCAACAACUGCCCCAUCUGCAGGCUGCCUUUCCGAGCCUUGCUUCAAAUCCGAGCCAUGAGGAAGAAGCUGGGACCCCUCUCACCCACCAGCUUCAACCCCAUCAUCGCCUCGCAGACCUCCGACUCCGAGGAGCAUUCGUCCUCGGAGAACAUCCCCCCAGGUUAUGAGGUGGUGUCGCUGCUGGAGGCCCUCAACGGGCCGCUGACGCCCUCCCCGGCUGCCCUGCCCCUGCGAGCGCUGGGGGAUCCUCCCCCGGGAGCAGGGACCCUGCCCUCCUACGGCAGCGAGGGCCCCCUGCCCCCCCUGAGGGCCCUCUCACCUCUCGAGCGUCUCCCCGACUGUGGUCCUCCGGGGGUCAAGCUGAAGAAGAGCCUCUCCAAGUCUGUCUCGCAGAACUCCUCCGUCCUGCCCGAAGAGGAGGAUGAGAAGUCCUGCACCGAGUCGGAGCUGAGGGUCUCCAGGAGGAGGUCCCCUGGGCGGUGUGAGGAGGAAUGUGGUGCGACACCAGAGAGUGAAAACCUCACCCUGUCGUCCUCGGGCGCCAUCGACCAGUCCUCGUGCACCGGGACCCCUCUCUCCUCCACCAUCUCAUCCCCAGAAGAGCCCGUCAGCAGCAGCCUGGCUCAGUCCGUCAUGUCCAUGGCCUCCUCCCAGAGCCAGCACUCCCAGCUCAGCACUGACACCGUGUCCUCCAUGUCUGGCUCCUACGUGGCUCCUGGCACAGAGGAGGAGGAGGAAGGGGACAUGCUCCCUUCACCUGUGGCUGCCAGUGCUACAGCCUCUGAUGGAGAGUCAACACCUGUGGAGUCCCCAGACCUGAACUUCGUCAGCAUCUCGGCGGAGGAGCGCGAUGCAGAGGGCAACGACGUGCUGGAGGAUGAGGACGCCUCUCCCACGCAGGAAGACGGCCCGAGGACAGGCGCCCUCCUCGGUCUGAGGUGUGACAAUAACAAUGACUUGGGCAUCGCACACGUGAGGGCGCUGGACAAUAAGCUGUGCUCUGAGGCCUGCUUACCUGCCGCCGGGCCGGACUCCUGCCCCAUUAACAUUGAGGAAUAGGCUCAGAGGCAGCCAACAACAACGUGCUGCUGCAGCAGGCACCCUGACCCCGGCACCCCCCCAGCACCUGAGUCCUGGAGCAGGCAGCGGCCGCCCUGCCCGUGUGAGGGCUCAGCCUCGGUGGGGCUACACACCCCCUUGCCCACCUGGAGGGACCCUGGUCUCUGGGCACUGUGGGCAUCUCCACCCCCUCCCCUCGGCUGCAACAGGACUGAUUUUCAAAAGACAAGAUGGUAACCUCCUCCCCAGCCCCCUGUGCUGAGGGGGGGACAAAAGCCAUGUCACUUUGCAGGCCCCCCAUCAUCACCUUCCUAUCCUCCAGCCUUCACAGGGAUGGGCUGGGGUCUCCUCUGGCCCCCAGCCCUUACACUCCUGGGCUCCUUUCCUCCAGCAUGCAGAGCAGAUAGGAUGAGGUUGCCCCACAAAGAGGGGCCCUAGGACAUAGCCAGAGGCAAGUGAUGGGAGGGGGGUGGCCAGGGGUGUGGGUUGAGUG